CUGGAAGAUUGGAGCCCGUGCGUCUCACCCUCUCCCACGAACCCUAGCUAGGCUCUCCACAUCGGCGGCGGCGGCGGCAGAGAAGAAGAAGAAAGAUGAUCUACGACGUGAACUCCCCCCUGUUCCGCUCCUUCCUCAGCCAGAAGGGCGGCGCGUCCUCCGACAAGAGGAAAAUGGAAGAGCAGAAGCCGAAGGACCAGAGGUUCAAGGCCAACGAGAACAAGCCUGUAAUGAAUGAAUGAGCGUCGCCUGGACAGUCCGGUGCCUGCAAGGCCUAGCUGCCAGUCAUGCGACUCCUAUAUGUUAAAAUGAGUGGUGUGAACAUUUGCUUGGUCGUUCUGAAAACUAUCCAAGUAUCCAGUACUGUGUUUUAAGUUCCUACUAGCAAGAUGCCCGUGACAUCAAGAUGCAUUUGUAUGAGUAGUUUAUCUUGUGAGAAAAAAAUGAUGAACGAGGAAAAGCCUUAUUUGCAAA
This is a messenger RNA of Triticum dicoccoides, 474 nucleotides long. Its product is annotated as wound-induced basic protein-like. NCBI's taxonomy places the organism in Eukaryota, Viridiplantae, Streptophyta, Magnoliopsida, Poales, Poaceae. The transcript has 2 exons. The record is from RefSeq and is a predicted model, not a curated record. The coding region runs from base 96 to 242 and encodes 48 amino acids.